This is a messenger RNA of Castor canadensis (American beaver), 1925 nucleotides long. It is a transcript of the gene Srpx2, whose product is annotated as sushi repeat containing protein X-linked 2. NCBI's taxonomy places the organism in Eukaryota, Metazoa, Chordata, Mammalia, Rodentia, Castoridae. Gene Ontology annotation, biological process: cell-cell adhesion; positive regulation of cell migration involved in sprouting angiogenesis; positive regulation of synapse assembly. Gene Ontology annotation, molecular function: signaling receptor binding. The record is from RefSeq and is a predicted model, not a curated record.
AGCAGACAAACUGAGUUCCUCCAAUCCUGUUUCUCUUUUCUCCCCCAUCUCUCUAAAACCCUUCUCUCAGGGAGGAACAGAUAUAGCUUUGGGGAUAAUAUAGCUUUAAGGCAACUUUUGGCAGAUGCAAACGCCCUAACAUCUGGGCAGUGUUAACAGAAUCCCGGAGGCCCGGACAGACAAGGAGCCACUCGUUCUAGGAAUGUUAAUGUAGAAGGGUUUUUUCCGACUGAUGAGAGCAGCAGAGAGGAAGAAGAAAGAAGAGAGAGCAAGAGAGCACAAGAAACAUAAAACAGAUUCCAUGUUUCUUUUUCUUUUCACUUUUGGAAGUUUGUAGAUGGCUGACUUCUGAAAGUCACUUUCCUUUACCCUGAAACUUCUGGCCACAUACCGCUAAUUAUCUCCCUAACCCUCCAUGUCAAGGAUGGCUGGCCAACUAAGUCACAAAGGAGCUCUCUCUCUGCUGCUCUUCCUAACUCCAGCAGUGACACCAACAUGGUAUGCAGGUUCAGGCUACUAUCCAGAUGAAAGCUACAAUGAAGUAUAUGCAGAAGAGGUCCCACGGGCCCCUGCCCUAGACUACCGAGUCCCCCGAUGGUGUUAUACAUUAAAUAUCCAAGAUGGAGAAGCCACAUGCUACUCACCAAGGGGAGGAAAUUACCACAGCAGUCUAGGUACACGUUGUGAGCUCUCCUGUGACCGGGGCUUUCGUCUGAUUGGACAGAGGUCGGUACAAUGCCUGCCCAGCCGCCGUUGGUCUGGAACUGCCUACUGCAGGCAGAUGAGAUGCCACGCAUUGCCACUCAUCAGUAGUGGCACCUACACUUGCACAAACGGGGUGCUUCUUGACUCCCGCUGUGACUACAGCUGUUCCAGUGGCUACCACCUAGAAGGUGACCGCAGCCGGAUUUGCAUGGAAGAUGGGCAGUGGAGUGGAGGCGAGCCUGUAUGUGUAGACAUCGACCCCCCCAAGAUCCGUUGUCCCCACUCACGUGAGAAGAUGGCAGAGCCAGAGAAACUGACUGCUCGAGUAUAUUGGGACCCACCCUUGGUGAAAGAUUCUGCUGAUGGUACCAUCACCAGGGUGACACUUCGGGGCCCUGAGCCUGGUUCUCACUUUCCUGAAGGAGAACAUGUGAUUCGUUAUACUGCCUAUGAUCGUGCCUACAACCGGGCCAGUUGCAAAUUCAUUGUGAAAGUACAAGUGAGACGCUGCCCAGUUCUGAAACCACCACAGCACGGCUACCUCACCUGUACCUCAGCAGGGGACAACUAUGGCGCCACCUGUGAAUAUCACUGUGAUGGUGGUUAUGAGCGCCAGGGAACCCCUUCCCGGGUCUGCCAGUCCACUCGCCAGUGGUCAGGAUCACCACCUAUCUGCACUCGUAUGAAGAUUAAUGUCAAUGUCAACUCAGCUGCUGGCCUUCUGGAUCAGUUCUAUGAGAAACAGCGACUCCUCAUCAUCUCAGCUCCUGAUCCCUCCAACCGGUAUUAUAAAAUGCAGAUCUCUAUGCUGCAGCAAUCCACCUGUGGACUGGACCUGCGGCAUGUGACCAUCAUCGAGCUUGUGGGACAGCCACCUCAAGAGGUGGGGCGCAUCCGGGAGCAACAGCUGUCAGCCAACAUCAUUGAGGAGCUCAGGCAAAUUCAGCACCUCACUCGCUCCUACUUCAACAUGGUGUUGAUUGACAAGCAGGGUAUUGACCGGGAGCGCUACAUGGAACCUGUAACCCCAGAAGAAAUCUUCACGUUCAUUGAUGACUACCUACUGAGCAAUCAAGAGCUGACCCAGCGCCAGGAGCAAAGGGAUGUUUGCGAGUAAACUUGAGCCAGGGCAUGGUUGAGGUCAAAGGAAUAAGGCCCCCCUUCCCAGUUAGCUGAAACUGAGGCCUACUAAAGGAGGAAAUGGGUUUCCCACAGUUCUA